GAAAAAGUGCGAGAUCAGUGACGGGAAAGAUUUCAUUUUUUUUCAUAGUAGGCGUUAAAUUGAAUUAAAAGCAAAAUUUAUACACAAAAAAAUAAUAACGAGGAACUCAAAAAUUCAUAAAGAAAUUUUCGGAUAUAGAGAAGUGAAAAAAGUAGAGCAAUAAUCAUGGGAGCGAAAGGUAGUGUGGAGGCCGCAAAAAUGAAUGCAGAUAACUGGGGACAUUUAGAGCGAGGUCGAAGUAGUCAGUACGGCAAUCAUCGACACAAUCAACGCUCACAAUCGCUAAAUAGAGGCCAGGCUCUCUCACGUGCAGAAGUUGGUGGAAGUGGAAUGUGGUGACACCAAAGUUCCUCAGGAGGUCAAACAGGCUGCCCAAGUUGUGCAAUGGGAAACAAAUUGAGUUGCUCGUGUGCGCCAUUGAUGCGUAAAGGAUAUCGAUAUGAAGACUCUCCAUGGCAAACAUCACGUCGACGAGAUGGUCAUCUCCUGAGGUUGUGGGCGGAAGUAUUUCACGUUGCUGCUAGCGGUGCAGGUCAAGUGAAGUGGCAACAAGUGUCUGAAGAUCUUGUUCCUGUCAACAUAACAUGCAUUCAAGAUUCACCUGAGUGCGUCUUUCAUAUUACGGCAUAUAAUAGCACUCGCAUUGGACAAGCGUCAGAAUGUUUCGUAUAUUGGAAGGAUCCCAUGACAAAUGACACCUGGGGUCUUAAUUUUACAUCUCCGAUUGAUGCAAAGCAAUUUAGGGAAUGUUGUAUUAAAUCUAAACGCCAGUCUGAUGUUUUUCAGUCUCCAUCGUUUAAAUUCUCACGAAAGGCAUCAUCAAGCUAUUCACUGAAACUUGAUCCACCUGGUAAAGGUAAGGUGAAGCCAAAACGUAAGCCAUUAAGUACACCAGCAAGUCCAUCACGUGUUGGUCGUGAACCGCAAUGCACUUGCAUGACAGCGGAACAAUAUGCUCGUUUAAAGGCACAAGAUCCACGCUACAGAGGUUCUUCCACUUUACCACGUCCAACGACAAAAGCCACCGAUACUGAAAUGCUAAGAUCUGAUAAGCCUGUAACAACGGCAUCAACAACAUCGCUUUAUGACAAUGUUACAUCAAGCAAUCAAGGACAAGGGCAAGACACUCUACAACGUCAAAAGUCCGACACGAGUACAAUGACAAAUAUUUGUACAGCAUCGGUUGGAACACAACAGAAUCAUGUCGGUUUGCAAAUAAGUCAAGAUGAUGCGAGCGAUAAGCAGACGCAACGUGAAGAGACUUCGAAAUCGGAAGGUACUCAGGCCGGCGGCACAUUACAGAAUCAGAAAAAUGCUGUCAAGACAUCCAUUUCAACUGGAACUGGUACGAGGACUAAGGACUAUAAUGAGAAUAUAAUGCACGAACAUCAGAUAACGAGUAGUAAGCGUAGCAAAUCAAAGAGUACGGAAGAUAUGAAUGUUGAUGCUGGAACGUUAAAGAAGAUGCUUAAGCCACUUCAUGGCAAUGAGAGUCCAGUCACAUCACCCGAAAUGGGACGUCGUCGAUAUAACUAUUAUAAUGCAUCAACAAAUACAGCACCGCAUGGUCAUCAACAUAUUAUUCAUAACAGUCAUUUUAAUAAUAAUUCAAUGUCACGUCAAUCUAGUCAAUCAUCAAGGUUCUCAGGAUCUCGAUCAUCACAUGAAAUUGGUCGAGGAGGCUAUCAGCCCCCGCGUGGUUUAUACUUGGAAUUGGAAAAGGAGCGUUGUGGUUUGGAAGGAUCACCUCCAUCAGAUAAUGUAAUGUUUGAUAAUCAAUGUUAUGCAACCACACCAAGCUCAAGUAAUGGCAAUUCUGAUCAGGAUCAACCAGGUUAUGGACCGCCACAAGGACGCUCGGGUCGUCAUUCACAUCAUCCACAUCAGCAGCAAACGAAUGUCACACCAACGCCUGGAUCACCUACGUCACGUUUAUUGUUGGAAUACGAAAUGCAUUUAAGGAAUACGUUGGCUAAAGGAAUGGACGCUGAAUCGUACAGCUUACAUACAUUUGAAGCUCUUCUGUCACAAAGUAUGGAAAAUUUGGGAUCAUCCUCAAGUGCCAAAUCUUCUACCCUACCUUUACCACAUCGCUUAAAUGUUGAACACUCAUAUAUACCAAAAGAACGUGAACGAGAUGGAUACUAUAGUGACCGUAAUGAGUUGAUGCGAGAACGAGAACGAGAACGUGGAUAUUUGAGUGAUCAUAAUUCAAGCUACUCAAAUUCACGUUGUGCAUCGUGCAUUGGCGAAUCUGCUCGUGCUCAGUGGUUCCGUCAUUCUGAUGGAUGGCGUUCAGGUAGCUCAACACUCGGAUCUGGCACAAAUUUGAUAUCGCAAAGUACCACCGGACAUCGUCGUUCACCGUGGGAUUCAUUGCCGUCAUUGAAACAAGAUGGAUCUUUGAAUGAUUCAGGCUAUAAAAGCAAUCGUGCUGAUUCUUUUGAACAACGAGGCGUAUUUGACCGACAAGAUAGCUUAAGAUCUGACUACCUAAGUGAUCGUGAGACACGUUAUGGAAUUGUGCAGCAGGCAUCAAUAGAUAGCACUGAUUCCCGCUUGUGCUAUCUCACAUCAUCAGAGCAUUCACUCAUUCUGGCUUCGGCAUUACAAAAUACAGCACAAACAGCCUCAACUGCAUCAUCAAAUAAUAAUAGUGAAUCGAACGAUAAAAAUAAUUCUCUAACACUUGAUUGUUGUUGCGUUCUUGUUCAAAUAACUCCUGUGGCAACGGGAAAAGGAUCGCAACCUGCAACUGUAGGCGAUGGAACGAAGAAACAUGGAGAUGGGAUAAGUGGAAGUAAGGCGAAUGGGACGGCACCUAUAUGUCGAUGCUCGAGUGCCGUCACCAAUCAUAUUUCAUCGCGUAAUGAUAACGUAAUUGUCGGUGCUUCUUCCUCAAAUAUUUCUCAAACCGGUGCAAAUGCAAAUGCUACAACUUCCACACCAUCAACAAGCAAAUCGGUAAUGAUGACUGGACAAUCAAUUGGUGCCAAAAGUAGAUCCGGCUCAUUAGAUCACUUACUCUUCAUAACAGAACAAUUAGCGCAACAUACGCAGCAGCGUCAAGAGAACAGACAUACAGGGCGUAGAGAAAUAACAGCAGAUGAUCUCUUUAAUUAUCUUAAAGAUAUAAAUGGAGAUUUAAAAUUUGUAGAUAAGAAAAGAUUAGCUCAAUUAUUAUUACAAAAUACUGAAGAGAUGGUGGCGCAACAGCAUCAAAUGAAUCAACAACAGCAGCAACAAAGUGUUACUGGUACCAUACGGAAACAUGCGCCAGUAAGUCGUCAAGAAUCCGGUGCAACGAGUGAGAAGCAAAUACAAUUCGCAAAUCAUGUCGGUCCAACUCCACCGUCUACAGUUACAGUGGAUGUGCCAACGAAAGGAAUUUUAAAUACGAGAGGAAAAUCUGGAACGAAAUUUGGAAGUGGAAAUAAGGUUGAAGUUAUAGAUACACAGCAACAGAAAGAAUUUAACAACGAAUGGAUUAAUCGUUCACAAUUUCAACGAGCAUCAUCGAGGUCAGUUGAAGUGUCGUCAACAUUACCAAGACAGGAUCAGCCAGAACCAUCGACAUUAUCGUCGAGCAAGAAACAUCAUAAGCAUCAUCAGAGACACUUUUCGGGACCUGAAGAUUUGGAGGCGCUUAAGAAAGACAUUUCACAUUGGCUCGAACGAUUACCAUAUAAAAAAGAUGCAGCACUGUUGGAUUUGAUAGAUACAGCUGCUCGACUAAAACAUGAACAACAUCAGUUUUCUACGGCAACUGGUGGUACGAAGACUAAAACAUUAAUUAAAAAUGAAUUUGCAGACAUUAUACGUCCACCUUUGCCACAAAAACAGAGAGCACAAUUAUCAACACAAACAUCACAUUCAACAGGCAUGCAACAGCCGCCUCCACUUCCAAUGAAACAAUUUCAACGACAAAAGUCUGCCGAUGACCUGCGUGUCCUUAAAAAUAAUAUACUAGAAUGGUUAACAAAGCAACAGAUUAUGAAUCAACAAAGGUUACAUCAACAUCAACAAUUACAACAACAAAUGGUGCCGUUAAAAAGUGCCAUUGUAGAGUCGUCUAAAACUAGUGAAUCAAAAUCUCAAGUUGCACCCCCUCCAUUACCCCGUAAGACCCAUCAGAAGCUUCACAAGCGUCAUUCGUUAGGUCCGAGUGAAGAUUCGUCCGAAUUUCAUGAUAUUCCACCCGAUUGGAUACAAAUUCCAAUUGAGAAGCUCAAUAAGAUGCGUGAAGUUCAGAAAAGCUGUGCGGAGAUAAGUCGAAAGGGUAGUGGAAAAGAGAAAUCCCUAGAGAGAACACAUCAUCGAUCGAUUGAGCGUAAAUUACGUCAUUCGGCUAGUGAGGUGGUUCAAUCGAAUGUAGAUAGAAACCAAAAGCAUCUUCAGCAGCCACAAACACAACAAAUUCAGUAUCAAUUAAUACAGCACACACAACAAAUGCCUAUGCAAAUAACACCACAACAAAAUCAGCUACAGCAAAAACAACCGCAAUAUCAAAUAAUUCAACGGUAUCGUGAACCGUCAGUUAAGAGUAUAAAACAUCAUAGUCAUGAUCAUCAUGAGAGACCAUCGAAGCGUGAUAAGCCGAGACAUCAUAGACAGACGCAACGUUCAGCUACGACAAGUAAUAUGUUACCAGGAAAGCAGAUUAGUAGCAGUAUAGCAGCGACAUGUAGUAGUUCACAUCAUAGUGGAAGUGAUUUAAAGCCAAUAUACCAAUCGACAACUUCGCUUGUGCGUUGCGAUGAUCCUAUGUGUCCAUUAUUGCCUAUAUGUACGGAUCCAAAUUGUUAUCUGAAUGCCAAUUCUCAUUACGAUACUCCACGACGUGCCUCUUUACCACUGCGUUCAAAUGAAAUGCUACAGACAAGUGAUAUCUGUACAGAUCCAAGAUGUUGCGAGACAUUACCCGUGUGUACAGAUCCUCGUUGCUGUGGCAGCACAAUUGCUCGCUCAAAAUCAAAAGCCAUUGGCGUUAGUGCCCAACAUAAAUUCAAAAGCAAUUCACUGCCACGUUGUGUUGAAUCAACACGACGCACAGAUCUCUUUUCGCCGGGUUUAUCAAAAGACGAAUCGUAUUCGUCACUACCAAAAUCUGCGACACUUUCGUCAGCCACUGCUCAAGCAUCUGCACAUCAUCAUGAUAAGUCUACUACAACUACUAUUACUACUAUUAAUAAUACUACAACUAAUGUUCAUAGUCAUAGUAAAUCAAAACAUCAUCGUAAUGGUAACAAUAAGCUAAUGAAGUCAGCAUCGGCUGCUUCCCUAAACUCACGACGUCGUCGCCAUAAAACUGUUCAUUUUGGUGAAAAUCUAUUACGCGAAGUGUGCCAAAAUCGUCAGCUUAUUAAACCGUUAACAGAUCAACCGUCCAAUAAUUCGACAUUACAGCCAAAUAUUCAAAUGUUAUAUAAUUUUGUAGAGGGUGUAUUGAGUGCCUGGGUAGAUGAGGAAGAUGAUGAUAAUAUCAAAUCGGGUCCCGAUUCGGAACCUGAACGUGGUGCCAUGCUUAAACCAAUGCAUAGAUGCAAUAGAGCUCGCUUACAGACAAUUCGACGUGUUGUUAAUGAAGCAGCAGCUCUAAAAGGCACCCUUAAGCUUGGCAACUCACGCUAUCGCCAUCGACAUUGGCGUGGCACGGCAAAAGACUGUAAUGAGCGAUUCCUUCGGAAGAUCAGCGACGAUGAUCGAAUGAGUUUAACGACCGCGAUAUCGGAUGAGGAUGAUGGUGAAAGUAUCAUGGCAUCACCAUAUAAAGCAAAGGCGACUGGUACAGCUGCGGCAUCUUUUAAUUGUACGGGUGCAGUACGUAAAGCUGGCUUUUUAUCAGUUAAAAAAUGGCUAUUGCGCAAAAAGCAUCAAAUUGAAUUGGCUCGUAAACGCGGCUGGAAGGGAUAUUGGGUAUGUUUGAAAGGUACCACAUUGCUCUUCUAUCCAUGCGAUUCUCGUGAAGGACGUUCUGUUGAAGCAGCACCAAAGCACUUAAUCAUCGUCGAUGGCGCAAUUAUGCAACCAAUUCCCGAGCAUCCCAAACGUGAUUACAUAUUUUGCCUUAGCACCGCAUUUGGAGAUGCUUAUUUAUUUCAAGCACCAUGUCAAGUGGAAUUGGAAAAUUGGGUCAACAGUAUUCAUUCAGCUUGUGCUGCAGCAUUUGCACGUCAUCGCGGUAAAACUGGAACAUUGCAUCUACUACAGGAAGAAAUUUUCCGUUUAGAUAAAGCAAUUGAAUCGGAUCACAAGUUGAAGCAUAUGGCAGAUUUACAAUCGAGCGUUGUAACCGACCAGGACACUCGUGUUCAAAUUACACAACAGAUUAUAACAUGGGAGGAGAAUCUCGAGCGCUUACAUUGCGAGCAAUUUCGUUUACGUUGUUAUAUGGCAUCGUUGCAAUGUGGUGAACUACCAAAUCCAAAAUCACUUCUUACUCACGUUUCACGCCCUACGAAAAAUACAUUGAAUAAGCUGGGCGUUUUUACUGUUUCAUCGUUCCACGCAUUCAUCUGUGCUCGUUCACCAUCAUUGUUAAAUAAUUUGCUGGCAGGUCGUGGAGCCACAAAGAGACGUCCUCCAUUGUUAUCACGUUCAAAUAGUGGAUCUAGUCGACGUUCAAUGCAGAUGAGCUCCCGUGAUGAUUCGGAGAAAAGUUAUAAUGUUCCGUUGCCAGAUAACAGUUAUGUUACUGUAUAUUUGCGUGAUUCAAUGACAGUCGAAGAAUUUCUGGCAAGUGCAUGUGUUAGAAAGAAUCUUAAUCCGAUGGAACAUUUCGUUCGUGUUAAGAAGCGUCGCGAAAUGGAAGAUCAUAAUUACUUUGUACCACACAGAAAUGAUUUAAUCGAAACCUACUUGCACACCCACGAGAUUGUUGAAGUUUGCGCUAAAAUUUUAUAUCAAGUUGAAUUGCAACGUUCGACAUUGGAGCAAAUGUGGGGCUUUUCUGUUGAAGCUGAACUCAUUGAGAAUGCUGAUCGUCAAGAUGAAUUAUGUUGUUAUGUUAGUCGUGUUGAGGACAAGAGUGUCGCACUACAAAAUGGUAUUAUUAAGGGAGAUGAAAUUAUUGUUAUCAAUGGUGCCAUUGUGUCCGAUUUGGAUAUGAUGUAUUUGGAGAGUGUUUUGCAAGAAGAGCAAGCUUUAUGCAUGAUGAUGAGGUCCUCUCGUGUUGAGCCACCGGAUCUUGCUGGCAUUUUACGUUCAACUGAUGACAUUAUUGAGUCAUUAGUUUGUCCACCACCACCAUCAGAUGCGGUGAUGAGUGAGGAAAUGAUUUCAGGAUUAAUUGUUCCUGCGCCAAGUUGGAGUAAGCAUUCGCAUGCUAAUCUAACGAAGUUUCUUCCUAAUAACUCAAAUUUCCUGCUCAUCACAGAGCGACCAGGCAUGGAACACCAUGAUUCAGUUACUUCGGAUCAGCAGCUUAUUGCUGAAAGUGGACGUCAAAAGGCUCAAUCGCGUACGAGUAGCUUUGAAAUUGAAAAUUUAUUAAAAACAGCAGAACAAGUCACAACUUAUUGUCGUUCUCCACAAGAAACCAGAAAAUCAAGUCCAACGGGAUCUGUUACAUCAUCGGCAUCGAAUGCAGUCUUGACUCCAUCACGUCAAUUAACUGACGCAGAAAAAUUGCGUAAAGUUAUUUUGGAAUUGGUCGAUACAGAACGAGCAUAUGUGAAGCAUUUGAACAAUCUACUCGAGUACUACUUGGAACCAUUGAAGCGCGAAACGUUCCUCUCAAAUGCUGAAAUAACGGCUUUAUUUGGCAACAUUCAGGAAAUUGUUACAUUCCAGCGUCAAUUUUUACAAAAUUUAGAAGAAGCCUUAGAGAUAGAGCCAGAUUUUCAUAAAUUCGAACAUUCUAGCCAUUUCAGAAAUGUUCUCUUUGCUAUUGGAUCGGCAUUUUUAUACUAUGUUAAUCAUUUCAAAUUGUACUCUUCAUUCUGUGCAAGUCAUAGUAAGGCACAGAAAGUUUUACAUCCAAAUGAAGGCAAUCAGGCAUUACAGGAAUUUUUACUGUCAAAGAAUCCAAAGCAAGAGCACAGCAGCACAUUAGAAUCAUAUCUCAUAAAACCAAUACAAAGAAUUUUAAAAUAUCCACUGUUGCUGCAACAAUUGAAGAAUCUAACAGAUCCGUAUGCGGAUGAACAUCAGCAUCUUAUUGAAGCUUUAAAAGGAAUGGAGAAGGUGGCCGAGCAUAUAAAUGAAAUGCAACGAAUUCAUGAGGAAUAUGGAGCAAUAUUUGAUCAUUUGUUUAGGCAACACCAAAAGUCAUGCAAACAACCAAUCGAUCUAAGUCCAGGUGACUUGCUCUAUUAUGGUGGCGUUGAAUGGCUCAAUAUAUCCGAUUUCCUUGGUAAAAUAAAGAAGGGCCUGGAACUUCAUGCCAUGUGCUUUGUUUUCAAAUCAGCAGUUGUCUUCCUAUGCAAAGAACGUCUUCGACAAAAGAAAAAGUUGAUGGGUGUAUCAAACAAAAAUGCUCCAAAUGAAGUAGAAAUAAUUCGUUAUCAAGUAUUAAUUCCUGUUACUGAGGUUCAAGUUCGUGCAUCAUCAGCCAAAGAUAUGGAUUCACAUUUCUUAUGGGAACUGAUUCAUUUACGCUCACAACUUCAACGACGAUCCGAGAAAGUUUACGUUUUAUCAAAUAGCACUGCUGACUUCCGUAAUGCAUUCUUAAAGACAAUUCGUCAAAUCAUUCGUGAAAGUGUUCGCAACAUGUCGAUACCGAUAAAGGAACGUGGUAGCAUAAGUUCAGUAUCAUCUGCUGGCCAACCACACUUUUCUGGCAAUUCGCAGACAUUAGAGAGGCCAAAACAGACGUCAAACUUACAACAGGGAUCGCAAACGUUAGGCAAACCGAAAAAGAAGAAUAAUAAUAAUCAACGACAUAGUUCCGGUAAUAUCGAUUAUGACAAUCUUCAUGGAAGCUCACAGGAACAAGAGUAUUGUAUUGAACAAGAUGAGGCACCGCCAGUUUUUAGAAUUCGAAGUAAAACUGUUGGAGAUGAUGGCCCACCACCAGUUCCAAAAAGAACUACAUCUGAAUUGACUACGGAAAAAGAUCCCGGUGUCAAAUCGGAGGGUGAAGAUGAGUCAUUGAUGGCUCAUAGGUCUAAGUCCUUGGGCAGAACACCGAAUCAUUUAACUCUAAGCACAACUUCAACACUUUCGGUUGGAAGUACUGGCAGUCAAGCACGUCUAAUUCAAUCUUCCCACGCACCAUCACAUUAUCAGCCUAUUUUAAUGAAGGAUUUAGGUAAGACAUCCUCAACUGAUUCGGGAGAGUCGAUAAGUUUUCAUACAGAAAAAUCCUCUGAUUCGACUUCGGGCGUUGACGUUAAUGAUGAUAACUAUCAAUUGACUGAUGAGAUUGUCGAUAAACAAUUAGAUGAUUUAAAGCGUGAAUGUUUAUCGUAUGAGACACGUGAUGUGGCAAAGUUUAUGGAAAAGUUAAAGACUCAAUCUGAGUCAAUUGAUGGCGGGGAUGGGAGUCAGGAUGAGAAGAAGGCAGAUAUUGUAAUGCUUGAGAAAAAAUCAACAAGACGUGAGUCGGAAUCGAGAAAAGAAAUGGAAAUGAUUGCGAAACAAAAGGAAUUGAAGAGUGAAUCGUUGGAGAAAAGGAAAGGAAGUGAGAGUACAAAUCAUGUACAAGUUAGAUCACAAAGAAAAUCAUCGCCUUCGCCUACGACAAGAAAGCCAAAAACAAUAGAUAUGGACACAUUGUCCCCCAAACCACAAGACGUGGAUAUUAGUCAAGUUCAAAUAAUCAAAAUAAAGUCACCAGGCGGUAGUCGUAAGUCAUCACGCGAAACUUCACGUAAUAAUUCCAUAGAACGUUCACCAUCAAAGGAGAGACAACAGCAGACAUUAAAGAAGCCAGAAGGUGGUAUAUUGAAAAAGCCAUCGCCAAAGUUUGGCAAGGCAAGUGAAUAUAAGCUAUCAAACAGCUUGAGACCAGACAGUUUCAUUAGUCCAUUCAGUAGCUUCGAGUCAAAAAGCGACAAAUUAUCUCCAUCAUCUGAAAUAUUGCCAGCAAUUUGCUCGCAAAAAGACACACAAAAGCGAGCAUCAUUUUCGGAUUAUGAACGAGACCCGCAAGAUUACCAUCAUCAAGCAAUGAAAUCACGCUCAUUAGAAGGCAGCUUAGAGCAUCUUAAGUCAGCAUUGAAACAUCAAAGUAGUUAUGAACAAUAUGCUUCAUCACCAAUUCAUGCCGGCAAUGACUCACAUAAAUAUUACAGCUUAUCUGCUCAACACUCAAUUGAAUCUAAUCGAUCGCCCGUACGAUAUUGCUCACCCAUACCACCACAGUAUUAUAAUGAGCCAUUUUAUGAAUAUCCGCGACAAAAGGCACAAAAACGUGAGUCUCGUUCACUUGAACGACCAGAUUUUUCACGUCAAAGCUCAUCAGAAUAUGAACGAUAUUAUGAGGAACCGCCCUAUCCUCAACAUUAUACGCAGGCACAGAAAAAUCAACACGAACAAGAGCAGCAGCAGCGUCAUAGACGUCAUAGUGUCUAUGAACAUCGCUCGAUUCCUUAUCACUAUUAUUCAAUGUCUCCCGAUGAUUAUCUCAUGCCUUCAUCUGCUUCUCAUUAUGAGCAGCCAUCAGCAUGUGUUGAUUGUUACUAUCAAACGUAUCGAAAACCGUCACAUUCACAUUAUAAUAUACAACAACCUCCGCCUUUGCCACAACGCAAUUCAUUAACAUCUCAGCAACAACAUAAUCAGCAGCUACCACCGCCAAUACAAUCAAAAAGUCCACAAUCACAAUCACAAUCACGUCAACGUCAAUCUCGGUCACGUAAAAAGCUCUCACGUCGAAUGUCUUCCAAUUAUUUCAAUAAAUCCUUUGACGAUGAUGACACACAAAAUGCUUCAACUGGCAAACAAUCGCACGAUAAUGAAGAGAUUCGCGUUUAAUUUUUUUUUUUCAUAUUCUAUCCUAUAUCUAUCUUGCAAAUGUUCAUACAUUAUGAAUGCAAUAUGUCUCCUAUAUCUCUAUUAGAAAUUAUUUUGUCUCUUUCACAUACACAAAUACACACAUUCACAAAAAUUAUCUUGAUAUAGAUAUAAAGAAU
Messenger RNA from Chironomus riparius, 11078 nucleotides. NCBI's taxonomy places the organism in Eukaryota, Metazoa, Arthropoda, Insecta, Diptera, Chironomidae. The record is from the annotation of a GenBank genome assembly.